Molecule: messenger RNA, 1146 nt
Organism: Zingiber officinale
Lineage: Eukaryota; Viridiplantae; Streptophyta; Magnoliopsida; Zingiberales; Zingiberaceae
Product: GDSL esterase/lipase ACHE-like
Exons: 5
Coding region: 1-1146 (381 amino acids)
Molecular function (GO): hydrolase activity, acting on ester bonds
Source: RefSeq, a predicted model, not a curated record
AUGGCUUCUAGUUGCUGUUGCCUCCAAUGGCUCCUCUUCGUCCAAGCUCUUCUCGUUGUAGUCGCCUCCUCUGAUUCUUGCCACUUCCCGGCCAUCUUCAAUUUCGGUGACUCUAAUUCUGACACUGGUGGGUUGUCGGCCGCUUUUGGGGCAGCCCCGCCACCCCACGGCGAGUCCUUCUUUGGCAAGCCAGCAGGCCGGUACUGCGAUGGUCGCCUCCUCAUCGAUUUUAUCGCGAGCAGCCUAGGCCUCCCGUUCCUCAGCGCUUACCUUAACUCUAUCGGCACCAACUUCUCUCAGGGUGCGAACUUUGCCACGGCCGGGUCGACGAUCAGGCAACCUUACGCCACAUUGACCCAAUCCGGCUUCAGCCCCAUCUCCAUGGACGUCCAGACUUGGGAGUUCUCCCAGUUUAAGUCUCGCUCCCAAGCACUUAUCCAGCAAGGAUUAUUCAAGGAUCAACUGCCGAAGGAAGAGUACUUCUCUCAAGCCCUAUACACGAUCGACAUCGGCCAAAAUGAUCUCACAGAGAGUUACUUCAGAAAUUGGACCACCGAUGAAGUCAAAUCGGUCAUUCCUGAUAUCUUGGACAAGUUUGUUCUCGCCAUUCAGAGCAUUUACUGGGAGGGAGGGAGGUACUUUUGGAUUCACAACACCGGGCCUUUUGGCUGCCUCCCUUAUGUUUUGGACCGGCUCACCCUUAAAGCGCCAGAGGUGGACCGAUUUGGCUGUGGGGCUCCCUUCAACCAUGUGGCCCAGCUCUUUAACCAAAAGUUAAAUCAGACUUUGAGUCAAUUGAGGAAGGAUCUCCCGCUUGGCGUCUUCACCUAUGUAGAUAUUUACUCGGUUAAGCGCGAGCUCCUAAGCCAUGCGCACCAGCAUGGGUUUGAGUUGCCACUCGUAGCGUGUUGUGGGCAUGGAGGAAAGUACAACUACAAUAUAAAUAUCGGAUGUGGAUCGACAGUGACAAGAAAUGGAAAAGAGGUGAUGAUUGGGAAGGCAUGUCAGAAUCCAUCGAAGAGGAUCAUUUGGGACGGCGUUCACUACACUGACGCCGCCAAUAAAUGGAUCUUUCAACAAAUUAUGGAUGGAAAAUUCUCGGAUCCACCUGUUCCUCUACGGUUGGCUUGCAAAGUGAAAGCAUAG